Dalotia coriaria is the source of this 1176-nucleotide messenger RNA. It is a transcript of the gene Trmt6, whose product is annotated as tRNA methyltransferase 6 non-catalytic subunit. Gene Ontology annotation, biological process: tRNA methylation. Gene Ontology annotation, cellular component: nucleus; tRNA (m1A) methyltransferase complex. Lineage: Eukaryota; Metazoa; Arthropoda; Insecta; Coleoptera; Staphylinidae. The record is from RefSeq and is a predicted model, not a curated record. The transcript is spliced from 2 exons.
AUGAAACUCCACCGCGUGAAAGAACGCAACACCGUUAAACUCGGCAUUAACAACAUCGAAUGCUCCGCGUUGAUCGGCGAGAAAUUCAUGGACAACUUCAAAAUGGUACGCAAAUCAAACAAUGCCUACACACUGGAAAAAGUCGACAGUGUAGAACACUACAGUACAAUCGACAUAAAAGAAUCCGGCGCAGAUAACCGCAACAUCCAAGACGACGGCACAUCUCAAACACUAUCAAAGGAACAAAUCGAAAAACUCCGUGAAGAAAACACCAGCCAAGAAAUCCUGGAAAAACUCAUCACAAACUCAAAAACAUUCGAUCAAAAGACCGAAUUCUCUCAAGAAAAAUACCUAAAGAAAAAGCAGAAGAAAUACUACGGGUAUAUCACUGUAAGAAAACCCAGCAUAAGAUUACUCGCGAAUAUUUUCUUCAAAUUAGAAAAAACUCAAGGCGUGCGCAUGGAUGACCUAUCACAAAUCCUAAAUUACAGCAAUGUACAAUCCGGUGGUAGGUUUAUUUUAUACGAUAGCGGCACAAAUGGCUUGUUACCAGCCGCGAUUAUGGAACGAAUCGGUCCGGACAACAACGGAAAGUUGGUUUAUUUAUAUCCGAUGAAUGAGAAUCAACGCACGUGUCUACAAGCGAUGAAACUCCCCGAAGAGCAGUAUAAUCGGUGUAUAUCAGUGAAUAUACACUCUGUCCUGCGUUGGUUGAUACAAAACCGCAGCACGGAGGGAGAUUAUGUUCUCCCUGAAGACCAACAGAAGGAAUUCGAUGAGAAAUCCAGCGGUUAAAAGCCAAAAAGACCUCAAUGGCAAUACAAUAAUCAAUCCGCAUGUGAGAUAUUACGCGAGGGUGUCGACGGGUUGAUAAUCAUCGCGAAGGAACACCCGAUGAGUAUCACUACACAGUUUCUAGACUAUUUGAAACCCUCGCGGAGUUUUGUUAUAUACAGCGCCAUACGUGAACCCUUACAGGAUUUAUAUUUUUCGAUUGUGAGUCGGAAAGAUGUAACCAAUGUGAAAUUAAGUGAGAAUUUCAUGCGGCAGUAUCAGGUUUUACCCGAACGCACGCAUCCGUUGGUUAACAUGACCAACGGAGGCUUUUUACUAACAGGAAUUAAAUUAGUUUCGAUUAAAUGAUGAAAAUCAAAAUAAACUCACCUGAUUGAAAAA